Molecule: messenger RNA, 234 nt
Organism: Brenthis ino (lesser marbled fritillary)
Lineage: Eukaryota; Metazoa; Arthropoda; Insecta; Lepidoptera; Nymphalidae
Source: the annotation of a GenBank genome assembly
AUGGAUGAGGUAGAGGAAGACAAGGCGUGGUAUGUUGUUGUUAAACAUGAUGAGUUCUUGACGUUUACUUAUUACAAUUGUGAAAGUAAGAUAUUUAAGCAACUAAGCGUGGUGCCGCUGACACCGACAGCCGCGGCGUGGGCGCGCGGCUCCCGAACACCGCCCCGGCUAUACCGCCCGCCGCCUGCUCCGUUCCUCAUUCUAAUGCUGCUUCUGAUUUUUUUUCUUAUUUUA